AUGGACAUUUCUCUGCUGACGGCGAACGCGAACCAGCUGCGGCUGCUCAUUACCUACAACCAGGGUUCCAAGACGUACGUUGCGUGCAUCACGUUCGUGAUCAUGUCGCUGGUACUGCAAAUGAUGGUCGCCAUUACGAUGAUCGUAGUUUCGCUCACCAAACCCCAACGUGAUGAUCCGAAACGGCAGCGCGUCAAGAUCGUAACGUCGAUCGGUGUAGCCAUCAUUACGAUGAUCAACAUCCUUGUAGCAUCGCUGGUUGUUGCGGAACAACCACCCAAUGCUAUCGUGGCCUCUUCCGGCAGCGUGGUCGGUCUGCUUACCAACGUGAACAUAACGGAUAGCGCUCUUGGUGGAACGUAG
Molecule: messenger RNA, 363 nt
Organism: Anopheles gambiae (African malaria mosquito)
Lineage: Eukaryota; Metazoa; Arthropoda; Insecta; Diptera; Culicidae
Product: ninjurin-B
Exons: 2
Coding region: 1-363 (120 amino acids)
Biological process (GO): tissue regeneration; cell adhesion
Cellular component (GO): membrane
Source: RefSeq, a predicted model, not a curated record